CAAACAACAGAUGGACCCUCUCAGCAAAGCAGCUACAAAAUACAGAAGCAGUCAAAUAAAAGACAACAAGACUUGGUAUCACUAUGUUACCCAUACGUUCUUUGGAGAAAAUCAUGCUUAUUAUUGUGCUGUGGGGUCUUUGCAGUUUGCUAUAUCUGGAGGGAUUACCAAUCAGCAAGAGGUCGAUCAGUGAAGUUCAGCUCAUGCACAAUGUUCGGGAGCACAAGGAGAUGUUAGAAAGGCAGGAUUGGCUUCAGCUGAAGCUCAACAAUAUCCUCAUCCCCUCAAUAAAUGACUCCCAGAAGGAGCAAAAAGGGAAAACCAACGGCCCAUCUAUCAGACGUUUAAGAAAGGAGGAAGGUGCGGCGUGUAUCUUGAACUGACAUUGUCAAAACUGAUGUUUCUGAAAAGCUAAUGAACUCUAAAUAAUGAAAAGUGUUUUCUCAGUAACGUCAGUGCAGGAGGAGGACACAGUAAGUGUCAAUUAAAAUAUACUAUUGUACUCGGAGAAAGAAUGUGCACUGCUUUACCUAAUGUCUUUUUAAUUUAUUUUCACAUAGUUUUAUUUAUUUAUUUGUAAAUAAAUGUUGUUGUUUAGAUAUUUAAACAUAUUGUUCAGAAACUGUGUAGGACAUACAAAGGACAAUGUCUUAACCUUGUAGUAGGCCUCUCUGUUCUCACUGUUUUCGUUUCAGUUCAGUACUGUACUGACUUUUUAAAUGUACUUUCAAAAAAUAUUUGUAUUUAUUUUUAGACAUCCAACAAUUGCACUAAAAUGUGGACCAACUGGAUGUGUUUAAUUAUACACUAUAUUACAGAACAAACUAGACUGACUUACUUUGUG
Molecule: messenger RNA, 844 nt
Organism: Onychostoma macrolepis
Lineage: Eukaryota; Metazoa; Chordata; Actinopteri; Cypriniformes; Cyprinidae
Gene: pth1b
Product: parathyroid hormone 1b
Exons: 3
Coding region: 84-383 (99 amino acids)
Biological process (GO): intracellular calcium ion homeostasis
Cellular component (GO): extracellular region
Molecular function (GO): hormone activity
Source: RefSeq, a predicted model, not a curated record